Messenger RNA from Mollisia scopiformis, 2777 nucleotides. RefSeq lists its product as uncharacterized. The record is from RefSeq and is a predicted model, not a curated record. NCBI's taxonomy places the organism in Eukaryota, Fungi, Ascomycota, Leotiomycetes, Helotiales, Mollisiaceae. The coding region runs from base 129 to 2669 and encodes 846 amino acids. The transcript has 4 exons.
CUUUCGAUUCCUCCCCACUACAAGCUACACGAGAUCGUAAUUCGACUUAUGAUCUGUAAAGCUCAGGUGUUUCGUCGCAGACUUUCUUGGUAAGGAGCUCAAGUGGGAGCCUGUAGGGCCAAGAUCAAAUGGCGACAGCAUCUGCGAGCGAGACGAGGCUGGAGACGCCCAGGAAAGAGAGCACUGGAGUACUUGGCAUGCUCAAAAAUCUCAUCAGUCCUACGAAGAAACCGACUCCGACCAAAGUCGUACCACAAGAAGAUCAGAUCAUGGAGGAGAGCGAUGAUGUUCCAGAGGAAGAAGAAAUGGCGAAUGAACCGCCACAAGAGACCCUCGCUCCCCUCCCACCAGCCAAUUCGGAAGAGUCUGAGCAAGACUCUCCGAUUGCACUUAUGCCGCCCGUUAGAGAGUACCUGCCUCGAAAGAAUACAUACGAUGUAGACGAGUCCGAUGAACACGAAAAGGUUUCUCCUAGGAAACGAGCAAAGCAUAUGUCGAAAUCCAAGGCACCACUUGUUAUGGCGAAGACAAGUAAAGGGCUAGUUCCUGGCAAACAGCACCAGACUCGAGGCAAAGGUAGUGUUUUGAGUGUUCCUACAGUUAACGGUCGAGGAACAUCUUCUCGCAAAUUUCCAGUAAGAGAGCGUAUCGACGAGGAAGCUGUGACAGAGCCGUCAACUCCUCGGAAGGGUAGAGGCCGACCAAAAAAGAAUGCUGCCUCUAUCCGUGCCUCGGAAGUGCAAGAAACCGAGGCGGUCGUGGAAGAUACCAGGAAUGUCGAUGGAAUCCUUUUGGAUCCAGGCCCGGAAAAUCCCGCCAACAUACCUACGACCAUUCAACGUGUGCACUCAAAACGGAAUCCCGAAUCGCUAUCUCAAAUGAUGGCAGACUACAGUGAAGGCGAGGAGGCACCUGCGGCAUCUGGGGAGGAUCAGGAGCACUUUGACCAGGAGGAAAAUGAUAAUGGAGAGGAGAAUGAAGAAAAUGGGAGUGGUGAAGAAGAGGACGAGCUCCUCGAUGAUGCCGAAGACCACUUAAUCAAGAUAAGACUUCUCAGAGAUAUGCUUAGCAUAGCUAAUCAAGUGGGACACAAGGAUGUGAACGGUGAAUGGAGGUGGCAAGAGGUUGCAGGGAAUAUCAAAGAUAGGAGGGAAACACCUCUAACCGAACCAGGCAAGAGAAUCAAGAAAAAGGUCGAGGAUCUGAUACGACAGUGCCGUCUGUUAGAGGAAGCACAAGAAUCAGAUCCUAGCAUCCCGGAUCUUGAAGCAGGGAUCUCUUCACGUCUUGUUACUCUAGGAGAAGAGCUUGAAGGUAUGCGAAAACCAGGACUUGAGAUUCCUGAGGAUGAGAUGACGCUGGAUGAGAUGACGCUGAUAAAGGAAACCCUUCUUGAUACGUACUUCAACAUUGUCCCAGGGCUUCUCAAAGUCAUCGUCGCCUAUGCUGAAGCAAAGCUUGACCGAGGUUCAAUGGAAGAUCAUGAUCUUGCCGAGUUUCAAGACCUUUGUCGUUGGCUGUUUGAUUUGGCAAGUUCGGCUUUGAAGCAUCCACCAAGACUGCAGCCCAAAGCUGCUGCACGCUCGAAGGGUAUCUCUUAUCGGAUCUCACAGCCAACUAGAAGCGUGUUAGCCCAACUUGGGCCCUUUCUGCAAAAAUUGGACAAAGAAUUGGCUUCUCGACAACGUGCCGAAGAAGCAGCUGAGCGUCGCCGACUAGCCCCUGGAUUGGCUAAGAAGCGUGAAGAAGAGGAAGCACGAAUGAGAACCGAGAGGAGACGUGCUUUAAAUCAGCUUCACCGGGAGCAAUGGGCAGCUCUCGAAAGAAUACAGAAUGACCCCGAGCGGCAAGCUUGGAGACGAGUUACCAGUUCCAAUCCACAGAAAGACGCUCUUCGUUCCAGCUAUCGCUCAUCCACCAAUUCGUCGCAACGUAAUCCCGAGCAAGAGAUUGUCGACGAGGACGAUCCAUUUAGCGAAGACGAUAGACGCCAGGCUGAAGAACCCAGUAGGUCUUCCGCAAGGGACGCCCGCGAACAAGAGCGAAUUCGCAGAGAGGAAAGGUUGCGUGAGCAAGAGAAGAUCCGCCUGGAAGACGAGGCACGAUGGGAGCAGGAGAGGGCUCGAGAACGCAAGGAGCUUCACAAGCUCCAACACAAAGUUUUUCAGGAAAGGCUCCGAGAAAGGUUUGACGAACCUUUUUGGGGACAAGUUCUGUACAAAGACAUCGUCCGAGCUGAGGAAGCUAGAGCGCUCUCCCAGUCAAGAUCUCGUUCUCAAACAAUCGAGCAGAAUGGCCACGCUGGUGAAGACGAUAAUCGUGCAGACAAUGACCCAGAUGCCGAAUCAGACGAUCCUUUCGCUGAUGAGGAUGCUCCUAAGCCACAGAAAGUAUUUGAUUACAAAAGGGGUGACCAUCUCAACAACGCGAAGCCUGUCUCCGACCAGGAAAAAGAUUUAUUUGUUGAGAUGAUGAUGCACGGACAUGGAGACCCAAAUCGUUACCAGCGAGCCGCCCAGAGACUCCAAAGAACCAUGGACGAAAUCUUUGCAAUGGCAAAGGACUUCCAGGAGGCAAUGGACGCGGAGCACGAGAAAGGAAACAUCAAUGAGGAAUGUGAUAAAUGGACUUAUAGCGUCUGGCAAGCGCCAAACAGCGAGGCUACUUGAUUUUCGGAUCGGCGUUGAACGAGAAAAAAGGGGUUUGGCGUUUGGGAGAUUAUGUUUAUGAUACCCCUAUAUCCACAUACUGGAUUGCUUUGCUAGUUCAAAAUUGCC